This is a messenger RNA of Candoia aspera, 5534 nucleotides long. RefSeq names its product family with sequence similarity 13 member A (gene FAM13A). The coding region runs from base 35 to 3106 and encodes 1023 amino acids. The record is from RefSeq and is a predicted model, not a curated record. Gene Ontology annotation, biological process: signal transduction. NCBI's taxonomy places the organism in Eukaryota, Metazoa, Chordata, Lepidosauria, Squamata, Candoiidae. The transcript has 24 exons.
GGGCGCAUCGCUUCUGCCGGACCCUUCGGAAAGCAUGGGGGCGGGCGCCUUGGCCGUCUGUCAAAGUAAUUCGGCGGUCAGGCUUAAAGAAGAUAUGAAAAAGAUUGCCGUUCCACCCCCGAGCAGACAGAAGGGGACCUGUAGCCAGAAGUUCUUUGGCGCCAGUCUCCAGGAAAUGCAGCAGGAGGGGCUGAGCAACUGUGGAAUCCCAACAGUGGUGUGGGAUAUUGUGGAAUAUCUGUCUUGGCACGGUCUCAGUCAGGAAGGUCUUUUCAGGGUGAAUGGUAACCUGAAAACAGUGGAACAGCUACGCGUGAAGUAUGAGAGUGGAGAUCAAGUAGAUCUUGCUGCAGAGGGCGAUGUAAGCUCAGCAGCCAGUUUGCUAAAGUUAUUUCUGCGGGAGCUGCCAGAUCGAGUGAUUCCUUCUGCCAUUUACCCCAAACUCAUCCAGCUUUAUCAAGCCAGCCAGAAGUAUGGUCUGGAGACUAGUGAUUUAAGAGACCUUCUGAGGCAGAUGCCUGAGACUCACUAUUGUCUCCUUAAGUAUCUUUGCCACUUCCUGAAAAGGGUUGCUGAGCAUCACUCUGAGAACAAGAUGACUGUUUCCAACCUUGCUACUGUUUUUGGACCAAAUUGUUUUUGUGUCUCGCCUGGCUUUGAAGGUAUGAAGGAGCAGGAAAUCUGUAACAAAAUCAUGGUCCACAUGCUGGAAAACUACAGUCCUUUAUUUGAAUGGGAGCACCAGAAGAAGGAAGGAAGAUGCAAGGAGUCACCAAAAAUUAUAUUGGUGAAAGAGGCUAGUUGCAAGCCAACCCCGCCAAUCAUGCUGACCAGUCUUGAGACAGAAACACCAAAGCCAAAGCCAAGAACAAAGAUUGUAAAGUCCAAGCAAGAAAGACCAUCUCUGCCACGUUUACUGCUGCAGCCGAGACAGUCAGAUGGGAUUCCCCGGGUUAGCAUCCAUUUAACGGAUAGUUUGCGUUCCAAGGAGAUGGAGUUGGCUGAUGAAAUCUCCUUCAUAAGCAGUGCUGCUUUUUUCACCAGUUCCCAAGAGGAUGAAAGGCCUAUAUCACCAUUCUAUCUGAGUGCUCAUGUGUCACAAGUCAGCAACAUCCCUGCUACUGGAGAAUUCUUAGAAAAGACUAUCCGGUCAGCUGUUGAACAACAUCUUUUUGAUGUUCAUGGCUUUAGUGGUCAAAGUUCAGAAGAAUCUGAAUCUGGAACAUCAUUAACAUCUUCCAGUGUAUCCGCCUGGCAGCGCAGGCGACAUCAUAAAGAACAAGAUGAAACCCGAAGGACCAGAGAGAGGGAGGUCAUCAAUAAAGAGAAUAUUCCUUCUGGCUUCAACAGCAUUGAAGAGUGUAUGCUGAAUGCUCAGGAAGUGGAAAAAUGCCAAGAGAAUAGCUCUGGUUAUAUUGGGGAAAGAAGUAAACCAAAACGUCAGAAAUCCAGCACCAAACUAUCUGAGCUUAACGACAACCAAGACAGUUCCUUGACAAUGGAAACAUUUGGUUCCUUGAGACAUGUAGACGGAAGAGGACCAGAUGAUAUGGAGGUGUUUUCUGAAGAAAGUGAAGACAGCAAAAGUGAGGAUGAUUUGUUAAUACGCAUUCAGAGCUCAAAUAUGAAGAUCCAGGAACACCCCGGCAUUCCUGAAGUCAAAUUACAGAGGAACCAAGAAGUAGAAGGCCAGGAAGACACUUUCAUAUCAGAAAUACCUCGUCUGGACCUGUCGGCCUUGUGCAGUGACAACAGCUGGGAAGAACCUGUCCCUGCCUUUUCCUCCUGGCAGCGUGAUGGCUUAGAUUCUGAUGAAGCUCGCCUCUCCCCUCAGGCUGGCCGCCUCAUUCAGCAGCUUUUGGAUGAGGAUAGUGACCCAAUGCUGUCCCCUCGCUUUUAUAGCUAUGGGCAAAGUCAGCAGCACUUGGAUGACACAGAAGUGCCUCCUUCCCCACCCAAUUCUCAUUCGUUCAUGAGGCAAAGAAGUUCUUCUUUGGGAUCUUAUGAAGAUGGCAGCGAAGAUUUGACACCAGCACAGUUGACUCGCAGGAUUCAAGGACUGAAAAAAAAGAUCAGGCGGUUUGAAGAAAAAUUUGAGAAGGAGAGAAAGUAUAGACCCUCUCACAGUGACAAAGCAGCCAAUCUAGACGUGCUGAAAUGGACAAAUGACCUUGCAAAGUUUAGGAAGCAACUAAAAGAGUCCAAACUGAAAAUGUCAGAAGAGGAUCUGGCUCCCAUGACACGCCAACGUAGCAAUACACUCCCCAAAAGUUUUGGCUCUCAGCUGGAGAAGGAGGAAGAGAAACAAGAUGUCUCUGAUAAAUCAUCUAAGCCUUCAGUGGAGACAACUCUGGAAUCCAUGCAGAAGAAACUCCAAGAGAAAAGAACAGAGGCAAACCGACCUGAGGACAUAAAGGAUAUGACUCGAGACGAGAUAGCAGCAGAGAAAGUGGCCCUUCAGAAAGCCCUCCUGUAUUAUGAAAGCAUCCAUGGAAGACCAGUAACAAAACAAGAACGGCAAAUGAUGAAGCCCCUCUACGACAGAUACCGCUUGGUGAAGCAGAUCCUCUCAAGGGCAAACUGUAUUCCCAUUAUCGGUUCCCCCUCUAGCAAGCGGAGAAGUCCUUUGCUACAGCCCAUAAUUGAAGGAGAAACUGCUUCCUUCUUCAAGGAAAUAAAGGAGGAAGAGGAUGGAUCCGAGGAUGACAGCAGUGUGAAACCAGAUUUCACAGUCACAAUAAAAUCCGACUUUGGUGUAAGAAGUUUUUUGGACCAACUAGAAGAAGAUGCUGAUGGCUUCAUUUCUCCAGUGGAUGAUAGGGUUCCUUCAAGAAGCAGCCAGGACAUGGGGCUGUCAAAUCUUCAUGCUGCUUCUAUGCCAGAACUUGUACAGCAGCUUCAAGAGGUCAGGGAAGAUAAAAAGAGGAUCAGAAAAAAAUUGAGAGAUUUUGAAGACAAUUUUUUCCGGCAAAAUGGAAGAAAUGUCCAGAAAGAAGACCGUGUUCCUAUGGCUGAAGAAUAUAAUGAAUACAAGCAGGUUAAGGCCAAGCUGAGACUGCUGGAGGUCCUCAUCAGCAAAAGAGAUUUAAGUUCCAAGAUCAUGUAGUAAAGCUAUACUGGAUUUGCCAGUAAUGUUAAGAUGUUGAUGAAGCCAAAAAUAAAAAAACACAAAGAACUCAACAAGAGCCUAAUACCACAAAGGGCUUUCGUGGCUCUCCCUGACUGUGGCUGCCAGAAGAUGGGGUGUGAAGGAGGGAGGGUCCUGCAACUUUCUUCAGACUUGUGACCUGUUCUGCCACCCAGGCUGGCGAGACAGGGGGGUGUUGAUCCACUGAAAAGACUUUGCUCCAAGAGGUUCCUUUUGUUUUCAUCAGUUGGCGACCUUGAUUGCUUGGACUUAAAAAAGAAAAAAACAACAAUUUUUAUCUUCUUUGGAGCAUCAGUGCAAGAAAGGUGAACUAGUUAGAGUUCUCAUGAAUCUCCAAAUAAUUGCCUGUAAUUUUCAGACCAAUAAAGCAAUCGGGUCUGUUCUAAUAGGAGGGGCAUAUGUUUUGAGACUAUUCUGAGAGGGGAGGGUCCCUCUUAAAAUCUCAUAAUUGACUGCGGGUUUGUUGUUGUUGUUGGUACAUAGUUCUUGUAACUUGCUCCAACCGAAAGUUGAAUUGCCAGUUGGUGGAGAACUGUUAAGUGUGACUGCCUUGGCUUUCAAUAUGGCUGCUUUUUUUUUUUUUUUUAAGAAAACACUCUUACUGGUGGGUUUUUUGGAAAUGUUAUUACACAACUCUGUUUGACCUGAGAGACAGAAAAAUUGAGGAAGCGGACCUUGGGAAAAUUGGGCUUAGUUAAUGGGAGGUCCUCAAGAGUUGGAAGAUAGGGAGUGGAGCUGAUCUUGGUAGUGAGGGUGUUCUGAUUUAAUUGUGGGUUUCAGACUAUGUUUGGGAGGAACUGUUUAAAUUCUUCAUCUUUGUCCUUGACAUGAAGAUCAGGAAUAACGGACAAGCUUCUUUGAAAAACAGAAGAUGGUCAUUUGAGUUUUCUAUUGCAAUAAUGGCAUUUCUCCAAUCCGCUCUUGAUUUGUGUCAAACAGUAAUAAAAUCCAGCGGAUUGGUACCCUGCAAUCCUUCUGAGAAUUUUCUCCAGCAUACUUUGUGGCAAAUGUGCAGAGAUUUCUCAGCAAACCAGUUUAAUCUAACAGGGUUCCCUAUGAUUAUAAAAUAUUAAAAUGUCUAGGCAAUGAGCUUUUAAAUGAAAUUAAUGACAAUGACAGUUUGUGUCAUGCCUUACAAUUUUUUGUUACCCCCAAAUAGGUAGUGGAUCUGCUGGAUCCAGUGCUGAUCUUGCACUUUUUUUUCUGUUCAUGUUUAGCUGCAGCUCUGUGUGGCUUUGACAUUGCUGUGUACUUUCAAAUCACUUGAGCAAAAUGGUAGAUAGUAGAACAAUGCACUUUAGAGAGAAACAUAUAUUUUUUUAAAGAAAAAUUGAAAACAAAGAAUUUUUAAAAAUUACCAAAUCUGUACCUAAAUAAAGGAAAAAAAAUAUUUCGUCUACCUGACUUUUCUGUUAUGCCAUUUUUAAAGGAAGGAAAAAUACGACUAAAAACCUUAAAAUUUGCCUAGACAAGCAGGCAGCUAAUAGGAAAGUGUAUUGUAAUAAAUGCCCACCUUUCCAAGCACCAGCAUUAGGAAAUCUUUGUAAGUGUGUUUGAUACAAUGAAUAAUACCUUAUCAGCAUUUGAUAGAAUUUUUUUCCACCACCUUUGAAAAUCAACUAAGUUAAAAAUGCAAUUGUCAAAUACGAAACUAUUCAAUUAAUGCUCAACCAAACAACAGAAAUGAUUGAAAUGUUUGGAUCCAAAUUAAUGCAAUAUAGCUAAAGAUUCAAAUAUCUAAUUCCAUAGGUUUAAGAUAGCUUUAGACUUGUUUUUCUCAACAGUUAGCCCACUGUGGCACGUGGUAAGCAGCUUGUGAAAGUGAAGACACUGGUGGGGCCUCAAAUGAAAAGUAAAAUGAAACUCUUGUAGUCUAAUACUGAGUCCUUUAGCACAGCUCUGUAUAUGUUAACCCCAAAUAUUUCACUGAAUUCACUGGGGUGUGCUCUCAGAUAAGUAUUAGAAAACUAACCGGGGUAAUUAUUUUCAUACCUUUAUUUUUAACAUGACCUUUCCUUACCAAAAUUACUGCGUAUGUGAAGAGAAAGAGAUAAAAAUCGAGAGAUUUUUACCUACUUUCAGAGUCUAGAUUAAGGUUUUGGUUAGAAAAUUAUCAAGUGGUAACAGUAUAAAUUAAAAUGAUGUCAAGGUGUCUGUUUGUUAAUAUUCUCUUUUGAUUAUUUAUACAUCUCAAGAUGCUAAAUGAUAUGCAAGCCUUCGUUAUAAAACAAAAUAAGAUAAAUAAUGAAUGAAUGAAUGAAACUUCUGCAGGUAGAAAUCAUUCCCAGAAUUAAAAGAAAAACUUGUAAUUUGCUGAUGGGCUUACUCUUGAAUGAACAGUUAAAUCACAUUUCUUAACAUAAAAAUAAACAUGGAACAACCAGCA